AUGCGCACUAGCAGCUCUCGAUCGGAGUGUGUUGGGCUGGUCGACGUCCACGAGGGAGAGGAGACCCAUCACCCCCCCGCUUUCCUAUCUGCUCCUCCUUGGUGGGCCCACCCUGGCGCAGGUGCAGACGAACUGCUGCCCAGGCGCAGGCAACAAGGCGAUGUAACUGUGCAGAGCAAGGCAUGA
Gaeumannomyces tritici R3-111a-1 is the source of this 186-nucleotide messenger RNA. RefSeq lists its product as hypothetical. The coding region runs from base 1 to 186 and encodes 61 amino acids. The record is from RefSeq and is a predicted model, not a curated record. NCBI's taxonomy places the organism in Eukaryota, Fungi, Ascomycota, Sordariomycetes, Magnaporthales, Magnaporthaceae. The transcript has 2 exons.